Molecule: messenger RNA, 1413 nt
Organism: Akanthomyces muscarius
Lineage: Eukaryota; Fungi; Ascomycota; Sordariomycetes; Hypocreales; Cordycipitaceae
Exons: 7
Coding region: 1-1413 (470 amino acids)
Source: RefSeq, a predicted model, not a curated record
AUGCACUUCCGGCAUCUUAUACUCGGAGCGGUUUUCUGCUCGGCUGGUGAAGCAGCCUUCAAUGGUACUGGCUCACUUUUCGGUAACAGCACCGCUUCCGCCGCACAGGCAGCUGCAGAAGACUGCACUCUUUACACCCCCAAGUCUGGUGAUACUUGUCAAGACAUCUUCCAGCAUACGAACGCGACGUAUGCACAGCUUUUGCGAUGGAACCCGACCCUGGAUCCAUCUUGCACGAACUUGUCAAACUUUACUUCGGGCAUUUGUGUUAGCAACCCCCAAGGUGGUGCUCAUACAAUCUCGUCCAACACUGUCGGCGCAACCUCUACCUUUCCGUCCGCUACCCCAGCACCUUCGCCCACCGGGGCCGGAACCAACGGCAACUGCGGCCAGUACCACUUGGUGAAGCCAGGUGACGACUGUGGCAAGAUCCUGACAAAAUACGGAAUCACUCUCAAAGACUUUGUAUUUUUGAACCCAGAGGUUAAGGACGACUGCACCAAUCUCUGGGGCAAUUACUACUACUGCGUCAGCCCUGUUGGACUCAUCAGUGAUUACCCGGGAUACGAUGGCAAACCCACUCGCCCUCCUAUCACGACUUCGCCGAUGAAGUCAACUUCUGGCAUUUUCAGCCAGCUUCCCAGCAUCACCGGAGGCCGCGCCAUUCCAACAGCCAGCGGAACUCGGAAAGAUUGCUACUUAUACCAGGAGUUUGACGAUUUUACAAACAGCACUCUGCAAGACUGCUGGAACGCCGCCUAUGCCUUUGGAGUGUCUCCCGAGGAAUUUAUUGUGUGGAACCCGUCUCUCGAGCAGUCCACAGGCUCGUCCGGCUCUAUUGCGCCCACUCCCACAGGAGGUAACCAGUACGGUUAUCCGUGCACCUUGCAGACGAGUCUCUCGUAUUGUAUGCAGUUAUUUUCACCAACUCCAGCUCCUACAUCGACGUCCGCGCCACCCAGCCCGCGUGCGUCGGGUGAGAUAUCGGGCUGCACGUCAUGGUACGCACCAGAAGAUUACGAUACCUGCGAGGGCAUCUUGAACAUCUUCCAGCUGUCAAUCGACCAGUUCUACAAGAUGAAUCCUUCCAUUGGAAGCGACUGCACAAAGAUGGCUCUCGGCACGUACUACUGCAUCUCCACGCAGUCCGAUGGCGGCCCUCCCCCUAGCGGCGCGCCCACUACUACCACCACUUCGACUCCCCCGGCUGGCGCCACUCCUUCGCCGAUCCAGGAUGGAAUGGUGGCAAACUGUAACAAAUUCUACAAGGUCGUUCCUGGCGAUGGCUGCUACAACCUUGCCCACGAUCAGGGUAUCAGUCUUGACGACUUUUACAAGUGGAACCCUGCAGUCAAGAAUGACUGCACUGGAUUACAGGCAGGCUACUACGUCUGCAUCCACGUGAAGGGUUAG